AUGAUGCCUCCGACUGCAUCCACUGCCGACGACCUCGACGGCUUCCAGUCCUUGACCGGCGUGGCAGAGAGUGCAGAGCCCACUACGUCAACGCCUGCCCGCGACGACCCCACGAGCAGCACCACCGCCCCAGACAUGUCGGCUCCCAUGCGUCAACACCCGCUGGCUGCCCAGCGCCCGCCCUUCAGCGUCAACGGCUCGCCCUCGCCGCGCUCGUCGCGCGAAGCCUCGCCCGCAGGCCCUCACCACCGCAGUGCCACGCCCUCCGGCGCCAGUGCGAGGCCGGGCUUCCGCUCACGCAAGAGCAGCGCCGAUGCGAGUCCCAGCCGCGGCUCCAGUCUGUCCAACUCUGCUGUCGCCCCGGGGGUGCAGCGUGCUCUGUCCUCCACCAGCAUACCGGAGCUCACCCCAACAUCGUCGACCGACACGGUGCGAGCCACACGCGCUUCCAAGCCAUCGUCAAAACCGAACUCGGGCGACACGACUCCCCAUUGGCCCCUCUCACCGCGCCUCAAGUCACCACCGCCGGGCGAUGACGGCCGCUCUCGUUCGCGCACCAACUCGCUGCGUUCGCAGAUCAGGAAGCCCGAGGCCCAGUCGACGCCCGCUAUCGUCGUCCAGAGCUCGUCCCCAGCCUCAGUCUCUCGCUUCCCAGUGAGAGAAGACGUGCCCGUGAGCGACGUCGACGAGCCACCAGCCCAGCCACAGACACAGCCUCAGCAAACCAUCAAGGCGCCCUCGCGCAGUUCCGGCGGCGCGGCUCCCAAGCUGGCAACGGUGCAAGAAUCUAGCUUGCCUGCCACACCCGGAUUUGAUGGUCUAGAGCCGCAAAGGUACGCUUUCCCCGCAACGGCCCCACUGUUUGUCAUCGCGACGCACGACCGAAAUGACGUCAAUUCGUCCAAAGUCACCGAAGACCUCAGCACCAAGCACGACACGUCCAAGCACACUGAGAGCGGGAGCGACAGCGCGACCAAGAGCGCCAAGAAGGGCAAGAUGCAGGAACAGCGCUCCGCCUACACUCAUCGUCCGCACACCGUCUCGGCCAAGCCCUCCCUGUCCUCAAUGUCGACGCGAUCGCGAGACCCGCCCCUCCGCAACAUGACGGUCGAAACCGAGACCGUGCCCUCUGUCGCGCAGCCGUCAAUUGUAAACCAAGACAGAUCCGCCUCAGGUCGCGUCGACGGCGGCAUACGGCUCAAGCCCAGUAAUGAGACAAUUCGUCCCAAGACCCAGAAGAAGGCCCCCAAACGGAAGGCCGCAUCCAUCAAUGCAGGCACUGCGUCAUCCAAGGCAGAUGUAUUCGAACAAAAGGUGGCCAGCGCCGUCGACGAGGCCGACUCGUCUGACUCGGACGCUACCUUUAUCUACGAAUCGAAUCCUCCCGAGCAGCCAACUCGCAGCCGCCAGCACCACUCGCGAACGCCAAGCAUGACGUCGUUAGCCAGCCUCACAGACCCACGACUCCAGAUCCGCGACACGCACAAGCAUCCAAGCAAGAAGAGCAGCAUCAAAUUCACGAACCCAUACACCAACGCGAGCAUUGAUGGCGAUGACCGCGGCGAAGGUACUGUCCGCAUCGGCUCCGGACGAGCGGGCGGAGGUAGCCACCAUCACCACAUUGGAAGACAUGGCCAGGGUCGGGGCGCGCUCAGCCACAUCACCAUGGACAGCGACAACUCGGUACCGCAAUCUUCGCGCGCACGUGGCCCGUCCUCCAGACACGCGUCGCAACCGAACAGCCCUCGCUUCCAUACUUUCAAUGUUGGCAAUGGUCACAGCAACGGCAGCAAGAAAAGUGGGGAAUUCUCUGCAGCAUACGAUAUCGACGCCGAAAACAUCGCCGAUGAUGAGCGCACACCUCUGAUCCAGUCUGGGCGGAGCCCACGGGCCCGCACGCCUCGCCAGCGCAACACUGCCACUAUUCGCCAACUAGAGCGCCGGCAUCACCGUGAUGGUGGGUGGUGUCGGCGGUUCGCUGGCUGCCUGGUUCUGUCGAUCCUGCUGCUCGUCGUCGUAUUCUGCGCUGUUGGGCUUGUCUUUGCAACAACGAAACCGCUCACUAGCCUUGUGGUGCGAGACAUUCAGAACGUCGUUGCAAGUCAAGAAGAGAUUAUGCUGGAUCUCAUAGUCAACGCUGUCAAUCCCAACAUUAUCGGGGUCACUGUAUCCGACAUGGACAUUUCGCUGUUUGCUAAGAGUAAGCAUGUCGGGUCGGACAGUUGGUGGCGCGAGCACGGGAAUGGCCCACAUGACAAUGUAGAAGAUUGGAGACCGAUCGAGGAAGACGCAGUUCCAGAUAUCUCGAUUACCGGUGUAGACGAGGGAACCGAUCCUAUCGAGGGCGAACCACGGACCAUGUUGCUAGGCCGCAUCGCCCACUUCGAUUCGCCAUUAAACUUUGAAGGUUCCUUUUUCCAGCGGCACCGCGCCGAAUCUAUUGGUGAGCUCCGACUUUCGCACCCAGGGAACAAGACCGAAGCUGGUGGCAGCGAACGUUGGGAAGAAGUCCUGCAGUAUCCCUUCGAAUUAAUCGUGCGAGGCAACUUCAAGUACACACUGCCCCUCAGCACGCAAGAGUUCAAAGUCCCUGUCACGGCAACCCAUUACUACGACCCGGAUAUCGAGCGCAAGAAGAAGCUCGACUUUGCAGAGAAAAUAGAAAAGAGGAGGAAUCCAUUACCUGUAUCAACAAAGCCUUGGGGACGUUACGACCGCAGAGCCCUACCGUUCUGGAGUCUCCUAUAG
Alternaria infectoria is the source of this 2748-nucleotide messenger RNA. RefSeq lists its product as uncharacterized. Bases 1 to 2748 code for a protein of 915 amino acids. The record is from RefSeq and is a predicted model, not a curated record. The transcript is spliced from 3 exons. Gene Ontology annotation, cellular component: fungal-type vacuole membrane; PAS complex. Gene Ontology annotation, biological process: vacuole inheritance; protein localization to vacuolar membrane; positive regulation of phosphatidylinositol biosynthetic process. NCBI's taxonomy places the organism in Eukaryota, Fungi, Ascomycota, Dothideomycetes, Pleosporales, Pleosporaceae.